CAAAUUGUUCGGUAUUAUAUAGGAGGAGAUGGAGAUAGCAACCAUCGGAAUGUCUAGAGGAAGCAACAGUUGUGACAAUAAAAAAACCAAAGGUCAUCCAAAAGGUCGCUGGAAAGCUUUCGAAGACGACAAGCUCAAGCAACUUGUGAAACAAUAUGGUCCCCAGAACUGGAACAUCAUUGGUCAACAUUUAUCUGGAAGAACAGGGAAAAGCUGUAGACAGAGAUGGUGCAAUCAACUUGCUCCAUACCUCAACAAUGGACCUUUCACUAAGGAGGAAGAAGAGAUGCUUUUAGAAGCUCAUCGGAUCUAUGGCAAUCGUUGGUCAGUCAUAGCGAAGCUGUUACCCGGGAGGACUGAUAACGCUAUCAAGAACCAUUACCAUGUCAUCAUGACUAGACGCAGACGUAGAGGCUUCUCUUCAACGCCCACUUCUCCGUUCAACCAAAUUUGGAGCCCUAUCUUUACUCUUCCAAGCCUAAGUGCUUACUUAUACCCGUUUCAGAGGUAUCAGAUGGACAACAGUCGCAGUCCCUGGCCUUACACUUCUGCUUCAGCGCCUAGGAGUGAUCAGUUAGGAUCUUCAUGGAUCUCGAAUGCACAACAAGAAACUGAUGAUUUUGAGAGGAGAAAGUCGAACGAGAUGGUGGAUCAUCAGGCAGCUACACCAGAUCAUGAGAAGAACUCGUCAGGAGAAGAUGAAACAUCCAUGAUAGAUCAUGGUGAAAAGAGAGAUGUUCCUUUCUUUGAUUUUCUUAGUGUUGGAUUAGAUUCUUAGAUAUAAUAAUCACAACUCAAUGAUUGUAA
Molecule: messenger RNA, 807 nt
Organism: Raphanus sativus (radish)
Lineage: Eukaryota; Viridiplantae; Streptophyta; Magnoliopsida; Brassicales; Brassicaceae
Product: transcription factor MYB54-like
Exons: 2
Coding region: 29-778 (249 amino acids)
Biological process (GO): regulation of DNA-templated transcription
Cellular component (GO): nucleus
Molecular function (GO): DNA-binding transcription factor activity, RNA polymerase II-specific; RNA polymerase II cis-regulatory region sequence-specific DNA binding
Source: RefSeq, a predicted model, not a curated record